AUGAGCGAGGUAGGAGUUAACAGCAAGUCGGAAACGAUGCAUCCGGCACCGUCGGCAUGGGAACAGCUUACCAAUCCCUCGCUCGCCGAGCAGCAUCAACAGCAGCAACAAACGCAGCAACAGCAACAAACGCAAAGCCCCGUUCCGGCGCUGCAGCUGCAAGCGUCAAGCCCACAGGCGGUCAACAGUGCGCUCCCGGCAACGCCUACCAAAACCUCGCCACCGCCGGAUGUUGCGCACACACCGUCCGGUGCACCGGCAACCCCCGGACCGGGCGUUCCGGGUUCCGCACCGAGCUACACCGACGAACUGGCACCCGAGCUGGCCCAGCAAGGGUGGCGAAAGUUUUGGUCCAAACGCGAAGGGCGCCCAUACUUUUGGAACAAACUGUCCGGCGAGUCGCUCUGGGAACCGCCGGUCCUGAACCGUGGCCCACAGCAGUUUGAUCCCCUGACGGACCCGUUGGGCAUCUGCAGCAGCCAUCCGGUCGGUCCGAAUGGGCCGCUGCCGCACAACAACUACAACAAUGCGCACCCGUCGCCCCACAACCACACGCUGAAGCGGCGUGCCUCGGAAGAGGCGCCCCACAACGCCGCAGGCGGAGCACAAGGGUCCGGCGGGACGGGAGGGCCUCCGCCGCUCAAGAAGUACGUCCUGCCGGGACCCUGGGAUCUGGAGGUGGCCACCAACGUGCUGAUCUACGAGCGCCUCCCCUCGACGAACCCGCAGCCCUUCCCCGAGGUGGAAGCUCUGCGGGGUUCGCUGACGAUGCGGUUGGCCAAGACGUACGAGGAUUUGUGCAAUAAACGGGAAUCGAUCGCACCGCCCAAGGACUCGUUCCAGCGGUGGCUCAUGGAGCGAAAGAUCGUCGACAUGGGCAGCGACCCGCUGUUGCCCAGCCAGUGCACGCUGGAGAUUUCGCCCCAAAUGUACCGCGAAAUACUGCGCGACAUUCCGAUCCGCAUCGUGAAGCCGAAGUUUACGGGUGACGCGCGGAAGCAGCUUUCGCGGUACUGUGACGCGGCGAAGAAGAUCGUCGAACGGCGGGGGGCGAGCGAGGAGAGCAAGAAGAUCGUCAAAUGGAACGCCGACGAUGCGUACGAGUGGCUGCGGAAAACGGUCGGCGCUAGCUACGAGGACUUCCAGGAUCGGCUCAUGCACCUGCAGCGCCAGUGCGAGCCGCACAUCAUCGCGACGGUGCGCGUCAGCGUGGAGCAGCUGUGCACCAAGCUGUACCACCUGUCGGUGCAGCACGCGCGAACCAUCCGCGAUCGGCACGCGCAGAUCCUGAAGGAGAGCGGCAUACCCGAGCUUACGACGCCACUGCAACCUCCGGUGACGCGCAAGGUGUGGUGCUACCCGGUCCAGUUCGCGCUGCCCUCGCCGCGCAUGCCCCAGAUCGACUACAGCAACGACCGCGAUCACAUGGUGAUCAAGUACACCAACUCCGCAGUCAUGGCGGCGCCGGACACGCACGUCGUCAACAUUUCGCACCUGCAGAAACUGGAGCAGCUCUAUCGGUACAACUGUUUCGAUGACAAAAAAUUCGAUCUCUUCAUCGGGCGCGCUUACUGCAUGCUCAAGCGGUACUCCACCUUCCUGGGCAGCAGCGCCAAUCCGAACCACCCGGAAGCUGAGCUAACCCAGUCCGCCCUGCCGGCGGUCGUGUUUGAGUGCUUGCACCACCAUUUCAACGUCACGUUCGAGUGCUUUGCCAGCCCGCUGAACUGCUACUUCCGUCAGUUCUGCUCGGCGUUCGGCGACACCGACUCUUUCUUCGGCUCCCGGGGUUCGUUUCUGGAGUUUAAGCCCGUGUCCGGCUCCUUCCAGGUUAAUCCUCCGUACUGCGAGGAGCUGAUCGAUGCCACACUGCAGCACAUCGAUCGGCUACUGACCGAUUCGGCCGAUCCCUUGAGCUUCAUCGUGUUUCUGCAAGAGUGGAAGGAUCCACCGCUGAAGUGUCUGUCGAAGAUCGAGGACAGCUCGUACAAACGGAAGCAGGUGGUCGUAAUGGCCAUGGAGCACGAGUAUCGUCACGGAAUGCAACAUUGCAUACCAAAGUCAGAGGUAAACUUCAAGAGCAUCGUCGGUACGAUGGUCGUGUGGUUGCAGAACGCGGCCGGCUACGCCAGGUGGGCACCGACCGAGGCCCGUGUCGAUGCGCUGCUGGAAGCGUUCCGGCCCGGCCGUGAACGGGACCGGGAUAAGGCGGCGGCCGCGGCCGCGGCCGUGGUUCCCGUUCAACCGAGCUGUUCCGCAAGCGCCAGCUCGCCGGAUGCGGCCAGUUCGGGCAGCACCAAUGAGGCAGCUACUGGUCCAAACAAGCCUUCAACACCAGCCACCACCGUGUAAAGAACGGCGGAUCAGAGUACACAUCGUUCGCCGCUAUUCGCACUAUUUUCCACGCGCGUCACACGUGCGCCCUUCACACAAACCGCGUAGGUUAAGUUGCUCUCUUUCUCCGUUUGCACCAAGACAAAGUGUAACAACCUCGUCCUUUACUCGUAGCCCGCCG
Anopheles cruzii is the source of this 2515-nucleotide messenger RNA. RefSeq names its product mRNA (2'-O-methyladenosine-N(6)-)-methyltransferase (gene Pcif1). NCBI's taxonomy places the organism in Eukaryota, Metazoa, Arthropoda, Insecta, Diptera, Culicidae. Gene Ontology annotation, cellular component: nucleus. The transcript is spliced from 4 exons. The record is from RefSeq and is a predicted model, not a curated record. Gene Ontology annotation, molecular function: RNA polymerase II C-terminal domain binding; mRNA (2'-O-methyladenosine-N6-)-methyltransferase activity. The coding region runs from base 1 to 2352 and encodes 783 amino acids.